Messenger RNA from Lagenorhynchus albirostris (white-beaked dolphin), 2395 nucleotides. It is a transcript of the gene ZCWPW1, whose product is annotated as zinc finger CW-type and PWWP domain containing 1. Gene Ontology annotation, cellular component: nucleus. Gene Ontology annotation, molecular function: zinc ion binding. The coding region runs from base 275 to 2215 and encodes 646 amino acids. The record is from RefSeq and is a predicted model, not a curated record. The transcript is spliced from 18 exons. Lineage: Eukaryota; Metazoa; Chordata; Mammalia; Artiodactyla; Delphinidae.
GUGGAGGUGGAGCUUGUGCGCGGCCUCGCGCCUUUCCCUGGUGGCGGGAAAACUGGCUCGAGGUUUGAGGGGCUUGGAGAAUCUCUGCAUUACCCCACUCUGCUCCUCGCCCUUAGGUUCUCAUCUCUCCAGAAGAUUUCAACAUUCGUUAUUGUGGAAGAAAAUACUUCGCCUGAAACAGAGGAGCAGAGACUUGACUUGUCAGACGGUGACUUCCGGAUUUUCCCUUCUCUAUUGAUCAGAGGCAUAAAGAAAAGUGUAGCUUCUGAGCUGAAUGAUGACAACCUUGCAGAGUAAAGAAUGCGGGAAGGGACCAAAGAAAACCUUUGCCCCACCUGCACAAAAACUGCAUAGCCUGAUGCCCUAUAACCUUAACUCAUCGAAGGAGGAGAUCCUGGGAAUCAGUUCCCCAGAAGCAGAGACCAGGCCAAGCCUGCUAAAGGCCAGGUUAGAGAAGAAGAAGGAGAAAACAACCAAAGAGAAUGGUACAAGCAGUGGCCAGGAGAUAAAAGGAAAGGAUCAAGACAGCAAGAAAGCAGAGAAGAAAGAAAAGGGAAAAUCAACUCUUACAAAUGCAGAAUUUGAGGAGAUUGUCCAGAUUGUGCUACAGAAGUCCCUCCAGGAGUGCUUGGGGAUGGAAUCUAGCCUCGAUUUUGCAGAGACUUCCUGUGCCCAGCCUACAAGAUGUACCCAGUUAGACAAGGAACCAGGAAUUGCUUCUUCUACUACUGAUAAUAAUAGUGCUGAUGGAGAGAGGGUAGUGGUACCGCAUAUUCUAGAGAUUUCAGCCUCUCAGGAAGGUGGAGUAAUCCCUGAGAUAAAGACAUCUAAGCCAGGCCAGCCAGAUCCUGCACCCUCUGAGAAGAAAUUCAAUAAACUCUCCUUAAGCAAAAGAAAGAAGGCUGCUCAAAAUGAGAAAAUGGAGAAAGCCCAAAGUGGACAUGAGCACAGGCAGAAAGAUCAACUGAAGAAAACAGUUCAGGAUCAUUCUCAGAUCAGGGACCAACAAAAAGGAGAGGGAAGUGGUUUUGGUCAAUGUCUAGUCUGGGUCCAGUGUUCCUCUCCAAACUGUGAGAAAUGGAGGCGGCUACGUGGGAACAUUGACCCCUCAGUCCUCCCAGAUAAUUGGUCCUGUGACCAGAAUACAGAUUUGGAGUAUAAUCACUGUGAUAUCCCUGAGGAGACCUGGACAGGGCAUGAGAAUGAAGUGGCCUAUGCCUCCUACAUCCCAGGAUCCAUCAUCUGGGCCAAGCAAUACGGUUACCCCUGGUGGCCAGGCAUGGUAGAAUCUGAUCCUGACCUGGGGGAAUAUUUUCUUUUUGCAUCUCAUCUUGAUUCCCUGCCAUCCAAGUACCAUGUGACAUUUUUUGGAGAAACAGUCUCUCGUGCUUGGAUCCCAGUCAACAUGCUAAAGAACUUCCAGGAGCUAUCCCUGGAGUUAGCUGCAGUGAAAAAGUGCAAGAAUAAGGACUUCAGCCAGAAACUGGGGGCAGCCCUGAUGAUGGCUCAAGAGGCAGAGCAGAUCAGUAUUCAGGAGCGGGUUAACCUGUUUGGUUUCUGGAGCCGAUACAGUGGAUCUGACUACAGUGGGGAAGGAAAAGAUGUAAUGCUCUCUGGGGCUAACAGCUUAGAUUCCUGCUUGGAGAAAGAAGAGGAAGAGUCAGAGUUGGAGGAAGAGGAGGAAGAGCAACAAAAAAAAGAUCCAACUUUGCCUGGUCCCAAGCCAGCCAAAAUUCAGACAAAAAAACCCAAGGCAAGAGGUGGAGCACAUGGACGAGAUGGAACCCCGCAAAGGAAGACAAUGAAGAGAUCUCUGGGAAAUGAAUCUGCAGCUCCAUCUUUACCCAUCAUGGGAAAGAAAAAAGGGCAUGGGAAUUCAGAACCUGAGCAGCCAGGCCCUAAGAAAAAAUUUAAAGCUCCCCAAAGCAAGGCCCCAGUAAGCAGCUCAUCUGAGGAAAAAGAAGCUAGAAUAGUGCCAGAGGUCCUGACCCCACCAGCUCCUCCCGGGGCCUGUCCCGUGGUGGGGAAAAAAGGGCCUGCACCCCAGGAGCCAUGGCCUCAGGAAGCUGGAAGUGUCCUCUCUGAUGAUGGAGCCUCCAGUGACCUGGACCUGGACCAACUCAUGGAGGAUGUUGGAGAAGAGCUGGAGCAGAGGGAGGAGCCACAGCACAGAGACGACGCAGGGGAGCUCGCCGUGACCUUCUGUGAGGAAUAGCUGUGGGCUCGCACCUCCUGCCUGCUCUCUCAUCCCUUCUGUGGGAGCAGGAGGCAGAGCCUCUCAGAGGAUCCCCGAGAAGCUGAUAAAUGUUGGGGUUGUUCAUUGGCUGUGAGGUUGGUUGGCUAAGGUCAGAGUUGUGCAGUUUAUGUUAAUAAACCAGGUUACUGGUUUAGUUGG